AUGGACAAUUACCCCGAGGUGGCGUCGGUGGAGGCCAAGUUGCGCGCGCUGGACGCCGCCGACGCGCGGUGCGCGACCGAGACCGCUCCCCACACACUGGUCCCCAUACGACCGCGUUCGCGUGGUGAACGUCGAUCCUUAAGGACUUUGCCCGGCGUGUCUCUCCGCUCAUCCCUCGCUUUCAAUCCCCGACCUCGGCGCCUUUCAACUCCGUCUGACGCCUAUGAACUCCACCCACCCAGCUUGCCGUCUAAGGAGAAGCGGCGGCUGCUCGAGGCGAACAAGGCGCCGGGGGACGCGUGGCGAGAGGACGGGCUCGCGGACGUCGCGUUCGACGUCGUCGAGGAGACGGAGGAGGAGCGUCGCGGCGCCGGCGCGGCGGCGCCGGCGUCGGCGCCGGCGUCGUUGCGGUGUCUCCGCGUGACGUUCGCGUUGAAGUCCGCGACGGAGCCGGGCGCGCCGGUGAAGUGCGCGCAGUGCGGGGUCGCGAAGCCGCCGUCCGGGUUCGCGGCGCACCAGUACAAGCGCGCGGAGUUCUGGGCGUCGAAGGGGAAGAACCCGAACCCGAACCCCCCGGGAGGCGGGGACCGGGACCCGGACGCGGACGACGCGUGUCACUGGGACGAACGCGGCGACGGCGGCGGCGACCGGUCGUGGAUACGCGGCACGAGGAGGUGGGAGAAAGAUAACCGCGGCGGCGGCGGCGAGGACGGCGGCGGCGAGGACGGCGGCGGGGAGGCCGCCGUCGCCGCCGCCGCCGCGGCUCGAAAAAGAAACCGCCGCGGCGCGCGGUGCCUCGAGUGCGUCGCCGCGGACCCUCGCGUCGCGCAGCACAAGCGCGACGUGGAGAGAAACGAGGCGGACGCGUCGAGGGUGACGUGUGCGGCGUGUUCGGUGAAGUUCGGGGGACGGAACGCGCUGUUCCGGCACGUCGCGUCGGGCCCGUGUCGAGAGAAGCUCGAGGCGAUGGGGUGGUAG
Messenger RNA from Micromonas pusilla CCMP1545, 978 nucleotides. RefSeq lists its product as uncharacterized. The transcript has 2 exons. The coding region runs from base 1 to 978 and encodes 325 amino acids. The record is from RefSeq and is a predicted model, not a curated record. NCBI's taxonomy places the organism in Eukaryota, Viridiplantae, Chlorophyta, Mamiellophyceae, Mamiellales, Mamiellaceae.